Nicrophorus vespilloides is the source of this 387-nucleotide messenger RNA. RefSeq names its product eclosion hormone-like. The coding region runs from base 77 to 331 and encodes 84 amino acids. The transcript is spliced from 3 exons. Gene Ontology annotation, molecular function: ecdysis-triggering hormone activity. Gene Ontology annotation, biological process: neuropeptide signaling pathway; ecdysis, chitin-based cuticle. The record is from RefSeq and is a predicted model, not a curated record. NCBI's taxonomy places the organism in Eukaryota, Metazoa, Arthropoda, Insecta, Coleoptera, Silphidae.
AGAGCAACAGCAGAAGCUACGAAGACACGAGCAGCAGCAACAAUAAUAACAACAGCAGAUUUAGAAAUAAUCAAAUAUGGUUUCUUCGAGAAAAUUCAUUGUCUUGACCGGAGCCGCGCUGCUGCUGCUUCUGGUGGUUUCGCAAUCCCCCGUCGUCGAGGCAAACCCGAUCGGGAUCUGCAUUAGGAAUUGCGCGCAGUGCAAGAAGAUGUUCGGGCCCUACUUCGAGGGUCAACUCUGUGCCGAUGCCUGCGUCAAGUUCAAGGGAAAAAUCGUUCCCGACUGCGAGGACAUUGUCUCCAUCGCACCCUUCCUCACCAAAUUUGAAUGAUGAUAUACUUCGUGCCAUGAGAACCGCAACAAUGCAUUCCAAGCUAAUACUCAACA